UUUAAUUUAAAUAAAGCGUGGAAAUGUGCUUAGAUUUGGUUUUAAAAGAAAUAUUUGUUGAAAACUUACGUUUUGACAUUUAAAAAAUAAACACUCUGCGAUAAACAAAUUAUUUUGGUGAUAUUUGUCGAAUAAUAAUUAAGGUUGGUAUUAAUUCAACUUUAAGGUUAGAAUUCUGUCAAAACAUUGCUAAAAGUAAAUAAAUUAAUGAUUUUUAAACGUUCUAUACUAUUCUCAACGCUUAUAUUAGGUUUAGUUAAAAAAUCUCCUUUAGCUUCCCAAAAUACACAAAAAAUGUCAAACUCCUACGUUUCGGGGACUCACUCUGCGGCAUAUGUAACCGCUCCUAACGAAGAAGUUGCAAAAAAAAUAGCUCAUGGAUUAGUUUCACAUAAAUUGGCUGCUUGUGUUAAUAUCAUCCCAAAAAUCACGUCCGUUUAUGAAUGGGAAGGUAAAAUCGAAGAAGACUCGGAAGUUUUGAUGAUGAUUAAGACAAGGAGUACUAAAAUUCCAGAAUUAACGGAAUUUGUAAAAAGUAAUCAUCCUUAUACAGUUUGUGAGGUGAUUUCAAUUCCCAUCGAAGGUGGAAAUCAACAAUAUUUGAAUUGGAUCGGGGAUGUUGUACCAAAUAAAAAUUAAAUUAGAUUAUGUGAAAAAAAAUAAAUGUUUUAGAAUUUAGAAAUCUUUAAAUAAAGAUGUUAUUUUAAGGUAACCAAUAAUCAUAAAAGAUAUCAAGAAUAAAACAUAACUAUAAAGAGGAAUUGCAAAGUUUUUGGAGAAAAAAGUUUGAGCACUAUAAGAAAAUCCAAUUCAAGUUGUCGUUAUGGUAGGACAAAGUUAGAAUUGGAAAUUUAUAGCCUUCAGCUUGACAGCUUUAUUCGAAAAGUUUCUCCGUAGGCGAAUUUGCCUUUUACUUUUACCGUUCCUUUUUCCCCUAUAAACAGUUUAAUCAAUUUCUGUUAGCAUCACUGUAUUUGACAUGUAUUUGACAUCAAAAACUCGCUCAUUUUAUCUUUGAUCAUGUAAAACAGCAAUCCUCUCAUCUAUUCUAAUGCAAAUUUACUUUUUGUUGUUAGUUUGACAACAAAACUUCAAAAUAAGUAUUUGAGAGACCUCUAGCGGU
Messenger RNA from Onthophagus taurus, 1123 nucleotides. RefSeq names its product protein CutA homolog. NCBI's taxonomy places the organism in Eukaryota, Metazoa, Arthropoda, Insecta, Coleoptera, Scarabaeidae. Gene Ontology annotation, biological process: response to metal ion. Gene Ontology annotation, molecular function: copper ion binding. The record is from RefSeq and is a predicted model, not a curated record.